UUAACAAGUCCCUUUUCCCAAGGCUCUGUUGGCCAGGAAUGGGCUGUGGUCUUGAAAACAAGAUCUAGGGCCGGUUGGUUGAAUCAACCCAUCACCUUCUCCGGGAAGGAGAAAAAAAUCCAUCAAUUUGCAGCCCCAUCUCGCCCUUUGGACAUCUUUUACCAAGGAGAAGAACUUUCGGUCCAUGCAGUGAAGGUCAAAAGUUUCCUGGAAGAUCUGCCACUGAAGAAAGCCAGAUGCCACAAGAGGGGGGAACAUGUGGCAGCCCCAGACAGGCAGGGAUCCUGUCCACGUAUCCCCCAAUCUCCUUCUUGGUAAUGAAGGACUUCACCAAGGCCAUCUGUCACCCGGAGGCACUGAAUCAAAACCAGGAGACUGUCAUGUUGUCUUUGCCACCGAACUUGCUGACGGCGUUCUCCAAUCCUGUGUUUGAGGAGGACGGCGAGGCUCUGGCCCAGAACCAGCUGGAGGAGGAGAAGAGCAGUGAUGCCAAACUCACCGCCAAUGGAUUUGCUCAGCAAGUGCGAGAGGCAGCCAGCAAGAAAUUCCAGCCAGACUGCAAAUUUUCCUGGUUCUGUGUGACCGUCCUAAGCCUUCUGCUGCUCCUCCUCCUGGCCUUGCUUGUAGGCAUCCUAGUCACCUACCAGCUCAAGUCCUCUCCUCCAAGUAAGCCCACUCUUGAGACUUUCCUUGGGCACAACGUCGCCAAUGCUACCUUCUCCUCAGUCAGGGGGGCUUCUGGGGACCCUGCCUCCACCAUUUCCCCAUCCCAACCAGAGCUGCAGAGAACCACAAAACCAGGAGUCCUGUGUGGAGGUGAACUUGGAGGCGCCAAGGGCACCUUCAGCUCUCCCAACUAUCCCGAUCCAUACCCACCUAACAUCCUCUGCCACUGGCACAUCCAAGUGAAGAUGGGGAUGGUGAUUCAGCUGAAAAUAGAAAGUCUGGAUGUGGAAGCCUCGGACUUCUGCUUCUAUAAUCGGCUGGAGAUCUACGAGGAACCAGAUAGUCUCUCCCUUUGGGAUGGGCGUACUAGGUACUGUGGCACGGUAGCCCCAGCGACGAUCAACACCAACUCUAACCAGAUUAAAGUUGAUUUUGUGUCCAAUGAUAAUAUUGCUCCUUCGGGGUUCACAGCCAGCUACCGGGCCAUCCUCCCCAGUGAAAAGAACUGCUCCUGGGAUGAAUUCUUGUGUGACCAGGGACUUUGCCUCCUUCCAGCUUUUGUGUGUGACGAUCACCAGGACUGCAAGGACAAUCGAGAUGAAGCCAAUUGUAGCGCCAAGCAUACAGGUUGUGGUGGGACCUUGACCAGCCUGGAGGGACAGUUCUUCUCCCCAAACUACCCCAAACCAUACCCACAUCUGCAGAUCUGUCUCUGGCACAUCUCCGUGCCCGUGGGCCAUGUGAUCCAGCUGCAAUUCUACAACUUCAGCCUCGAGUCCCACGAAGAUUGCAAUUUCGACUUUGUGGAGGUGUACGACAGUGCUGCCAUGAGGACCAGCAGCCUCAUGGGUCGGUUCUGCAACUCCAAUAUGCCUCCUGUGUUGACUUCAUCCCAUCACGUCAUGACCGUCCUGUUCGUGGCUGAUGAGGAGAUUGGGGAUGAUGGGUUCUUUGCUAUGUACCGGGCCCACAACCUGAGUGAAAAAACAUGUGGACCUCUAGAAUUUGUCUGUGGAAAUGGCGAGUGUGUGGCCCAAGAAUUCGUGUGUGACAGCUGGAGGAACUGUCCAGAUGGAAGUGACGAAGUCAACUGUACCAGCAUUUCUUCCGCAUCAGUGGUAGCAGAGGCCUCCUGUGAACCUAUCAAGAUAGAAAUGUGCCAAGGUCUCAGCUACAAUUCCACCUCCUUCCCCAACAUCUGGCUGAUGAUUCCCCAUCAGCAGAGUGCUGAGGUGCUGCUUCAAGACUACAUGGUGCUGCGGGACCUCAGGUGCUACCCUCACCUGCGCUUGCUAAUCUGCAGCCUCUUCGUCCCGAAGUGCAUCCCAGAUGGGGGCACCUUGCAGCCCUGUCGAUCCGUGUGUCUGGGGGCAGAGGAGCACUGCCAGAAGCCCCUGGCCCGCUUGGAAAUCCUCUGGCCCUUGGACUGCAACAUCCUGCCUGACUCCACCAACCCUCUGGAGUGCUUCUUGCCUUGAGGGCCCCCACCCUCCCACCCACCCAGUGCCCAGCCCAGAAGGAGGGAGGGAGGGGGGGCUGUUGGAGGCAGCCAAGAGACGUCCCAGUCCAGGAGACCUUUUGAUCUGUUCAUCUCACAGCAAAUUUUUAUGGGUUUGCUCCCCAAAGUAUCUCCAGGGAGUUGCUCCUGAAGUCCUCUGCAUUGACUCUCCUUCUUGACUCCACUUCUGCCUCUAUCACAGUGGUUCUCAAUCUGUGGGUCGGGACCCCAUUUGGGGUCGAACGACCAUUUCACGGGGGUCACCAAACUAACAGAACGUCCUAACCGUGCUUCGUGAAAGCCAGGAAACAAGAACGUUGCAAUAUUCAACAAGCUUUAUUCACUAUGUUGAAACUAAGUUAGCACUGGAACGAAGCUCCAUUCAUUGCCCUAAAUACAUUCCUCCACCACACCCAGAGUACACACCCCAAUUGACGGUUAAUUGGUCAU
Molecule: messenger RNA, 2614 nt
Organism: Crotalus tigris (Tiger rattlesnake)
Lineage: Eukaryota; Metazoa; Chordata; Lepidosauria; Squamata; Viperidae
Gene: MFRP
Product: membrane frizzled-related protein
Exons: 13
Coding region: 237-2144 (635 amino acids)
Molecular function (GO): protein binding
Source: RefSeq, a predicted model, not a curated record